Periophthalmus magnuspinnatus is the source of this 4647-nucleotide messenger RNA. RefSeq names its product cilia and flagella associated protein 74 (gene cfap74). The record is from RefSeq and is a predicted model, not a curated record. The transcript is spliced from 38 exons. The coding region runs from base 1 to 4647 and encodes 1548 amino acids. Lineage: Eukaryota; Metazoa; Chordata; Actinopteri; Gobiiformes; Gobiidae.
AUGAAGCAGGAGGACAUGAGCUCUGAUGAGGACUCCUCUUCAUCCAUCAGCUCUGAGUGGCUUACAAUGUCCAACAGUGACAGUGUGGAGCAAGAGGCUGUGUCUGCUCCAGGACAGAGGACCAUGGAGAGGUGUGUGGACACAGCGCGGAUGUUCAAGCUGAGGAGAGCCCUGAGCCAACUGGACCUGUACCACCAACAGAAGGCUCAAGAUGUGCACACAGCCAGUGAGCAGCAGAGAGCUUGUCGUGAGCACAUCAAGGACCUGUUGGAGCAGAGGGAGAGGCUGGAGGAGGAGAUGGAGAGUCAAAGGGCAGCAGACAACAGUGCAGGACUGUUCAGGGUCAGAGCUCAGCACCGGAGGCUUUGUGAGGAGCUGCAGAGAGAGGAGGAGCUGGAGCUGGUGCUUAAAGAUGCCCUCCACAAGUAUCAACUGGAGCUGUGUGAGGCUGAGGUGGAGCUGGCCAAAGUGUCCUCUCUGCGGAAGGAGGUCCAACAGGAUGAACAGAGCUUCAGCCUCUACAAGCAACAGAAGACCUCCAGGACACUGCAGCAAGAGAAGCAGGCUUGUACCAACCGCCAGGCCAAGAGCCAGGCCAAGAGCCAGGCCAAGAGCCAGGCCAAGAGCCAGGCCAAGAGCCAGGCCAAGAGCCAGGCCAAGAGCCAGGCCAAGAGCCAGGGCAAGAGCCAGGCCAAGAGCCAGGCCAAGAGCCAGGCCAAGGCCCAACACACCAAUGAUAAAGAGAUCCCUCAGAAGAACAUCUCAAAGGAGGUGAAGAAGAUGAGCAGCAGCAGAGUGAUGAAGGAGAGCAUGCUCAGGGCUCAGUGUCAGGAGGCGGACAGGCAGCAGGAGUGCAGGGAUCUAGUGGAGAGCCGCAGGCAGGCUGUGAAGACUCUGCAGACCAACAUCUCAGCGGCACAUAGCAGAGCCAAAGUCCCCAGGCAGACAGAGCAGAGGGGGCAGAGGGGGCAGCGCGAGGAGGAGACCAGGCUGUGGGCUGUAGGUACCGGGCCUGUAAUGGAGAAACAGCACAAGCAGUGGCAAUCCAAGGACAGGCAUAAGGCAAAGGGUCUGGAGAUGGAAGCUCGCAGCCUUCUAAAAGAGCAGCAUCUGUUGAGGGAGCAGAAGAUACAGUCUGCACAAAAGCUCAAAGCUCCAGGGAGGUCCCCAAUGCCUCCCUCACCCCUGCCCUCCACACCACCCCAUCCAAUAGCAAGGAGGGAGCAGUACCAGGAGCACAGUGACAGUGAGGACACAUCAGACCUAGAGGACCAGCUGCAGCAGGAGGAGGAGGGGGAAGCUGGAGACCUGGAACAGCCCGAGUUCUGUGGCAUGUGGGCGCAUGACUAUAAGGAUCUACCACCAGAAGGAGGGUUUUUCUGUGAGGGCCCCACUCUCUGCUGUCAUGAGGUGGCCUUCAUGGAGGACAUUGAAGGAGCACAGGAGGCAAAUAAGAAGCCUGCAUUGGUCCAGACUGAAGCACUACAGAACAAAUGUCCAAUGCCCAGCGACACGUUCAACGCCUCAGCUAAAACAAUCCCCAGUAAAGAAACCAGAGGGAGGACAUUCAGCAGUAAACCAGAGCUGCUCCACUUUAAGGACUUUGAAGUGAAGCAGAUGUACAAGAAGAAAGUGGUCCUGACCAAUGUUAGCUAUAGCACCAACUUCUGUAGGCUCACCGGGGUGUCCACUGCUCUGAACAACUGCAUGUCUGUGAGCUUUGAGCCUCCUGGUUCUCUGUCCACUGGGAUGUCCUGUGAGCUCUAUGUCGUCUUUGAGUCGCACGUGAAUGAGGAUGUGGCGGGAGAGAUCCGAUUUGCCACAGCCACAGGGCCCUUCUCUGUACCGGUCAGAUGCUCCACCAAAAAGUGCCUGAUGGAGGUGGACAGCCAGUGUGUGGACUUUGGCUCACAUGUGGUGGGACAGACUGUAACACAUUGCAUCACUUUGACAAACCGUGGGGCUCUGGGCUCCGUCUUCAGACUGGACAUGUGUGACUGGACCAGCCCAGAAAACAGCUCCUCUCCCCGGCCUCCCUGUGCUCCAACUGCCCUACCUCAGGAAGCCAACUGUGGUCAAACUGAAGUGGACGAUGAGAAGAGGCAGGAGAGUGGAGUCCAGCCAGACCAUGAAACUCACCCAGCAGAGACAGAAAGCCAUGAAGACCAGCUCACCUCUGACCUCUCCCACUCCCCCCACCCCACCCACCCAGUUGACUCCUCCCGCUCACAUAACUCCUCCCCCUCUGCUGACUCUUCUCACUCCGCCGACUCCUCUGAUGCAACGUGCGAUGUGCAUUUUGGAAGUGUGACUGAGGGCCACAUCGGACCUUCUCAGAGCACCAAACUGGACAUUAUCUUCAAACCCACAAUUCCAGGAGACACCAAGCUCACCUUCUACAUCCACUUCUCUGACCCAAGCAGCCCGGCGAUCCCCGUCCAGGUGAAGGCCACAGCGGUCAGUGUGCCUCUGUGGGUCAGUCAUCCAAACAUGGACCUGAAGAUCUGUGUGUGGGACCAGCCCUACCACCACUCCAUCUGCGUACACAGCCGAGCCAGCACAGCCUUGAAGCUGGUAUUCGAGGUGUGUCCAGAGCUGAGGAGGCACAUGGAGGUGAUCCCAAAGACAGGCUUCGUCCAGUCACAGUCUAGCUUCAAGGCCUUGCUUAAGUUUCAGCCCAGGCCCUCUCUCCCUGAUGAUGUAGGAGACUUAUUUGACCGUGACACCGGAGUGCUGGAGGCCCCUCUGGAGGUGCAUGCUGCAGGACAGUGCAUGUCUGUCACAGUAAAUGCGGUGCUGACCUCCUCUGACCUGAGCAUGGACACGUCUGUGUUAGACUUUGGGCCCUGCUCUGUCCUGCAGGCGGUCAGAAGCAGAGUGCACCUGACCAACCUGUCCCUGCUGCCACAGGACUUUGGCUUCUGCAAUGUCCCUGAGUUCCUGGAUUUGCAGCCGAAUGACGGCUUUGGUACUUUGCUUCCACAAGAGACCUUGCCCAUAGACCUGAUCUUCAGUCCAAAGAGGGCCCAAAACUACAACUUCCAACUGUGCUGCAAGACUGGACUCAACCGAGACUUGGUGUUGCCUUGCAGAGGCCUGGGAGUGCGCCCCCCUCUGGAGCUCUCUCACUCCACAGUGCAGUUUGGAGCCACCGCACUGGGACAUUGUUCGUCUGCUCUGGUGUAUGUCAUCAACGCAGAGCGACCUCUGACCCCUGCUGAGCCCCGCCUCUUCAGCUUCCACAUUCCCGACCAAUCAGACAUCAGCGUGUCGCCUUCCACUGGUUGUCUUUUACCUGGCGAGCGCUGCAUGGUUCAGCUGAGCUUUAGACCAACACUCCAUAAGACAGAGCCCAGAGAGGAGUCUGACACACGGACUGAAACAGAAAUGGAGUCCCCAGCAGAGGGCAGCAGAGGAGAGAGGGCACAGAUGAGUGAGCGGUCUGCCUUCCCGCACCUCUCCAUCAAUGUGCUGUACCUGAAGUUGCAGUGCCCUGUCAUACAGCCACCUCUAGUGGUCACAUCCGAAAGCGGAGAGAACACUGUGGACUUUCAUAAUGUGAUAGUGGGGGAAACAGCCAUAGCCAAGUGUGUUGUCCAAAAUGUAUCAGAGGAAUCUUUACAUCUGAGCUCAUCUCUACUGGCCCCUGGGGGGCCCUUCUCUGUACUGAACGCCCUGCAACCCCUCAGACCAGGUCAGAGGCACCCCCUGUUGCUGGCCUUCUGCCCCUCCAGAGCCCUGAAGUACCGAGAGCGUCUGGAGCUGCGCAGCCUGAAAGGGGCGGUGUGGCUGAACCUGUGUGGAGAGGGGGUGAAGCCUGAGGUCACCUGCUCCCCCUGUGGUCCUGAGCUGGAUUUUGGUCAUGUGCUGGUCAGGGAGAGCACCAGUCACACUCUGAAGCUCCAGAACCACUCUGCAGUUGCAGUGGGCUUCAGGACCUUGCUCUCCAGCCAAGCUCCAGCAACGCUCCAGAGAGAGGGCUGUGAGGGUGCCAGCAGGGGGCAGCGUGUGCAGCUCCUGUCAGGUGGUACUAGUGAUGGGAUUGUGUUCAGCGUGGUGCCAGCAGAGGGCAGGCUAGCUCCAGGGCAGAAUCAGGACAUCCGUCUGUGUUUCCAUCCCAAAGAAGAGCAAGAGUUUAGAGACUGCCUCACUGUGCAGCUGUCCAAUAAGAGUGCAGUGUGUGUGAUGGAUCUGAAGGGGGCAGCGUGCUCUCACAGCAUGUUUGUAAGUGGAGGGGACCCUCUGAGCCUGCCCACCACACUGGCCCCUGGACCAGCUCAGAACUCAGAGGGGGAGCCCACCCCAGUGCUGAUGACCCUGAGAGCUCCGGAAAGCGCAGGCCAGAGGGUCCCUGUGGUCAGACAGCUGCAGGUGGGCUGUGUCCGUUCCACGCUGCCCAGCAAGAAGACUGCAGAGUUUGUGUGGGACAUCACUGGAUCGGUGCGACAGCAGGGCUUUAGCAUAGAUCCCACCCGAGGAGCAGUGGAGCCGGGCACCACUCGCACUGUCAGCCUGACAUGGACGCCCCCUAGUGGAUACAAGCCUCACCAUAUUCUGCAGAGCUGUGUGUCCCUGACCCUGAAGGCAGACAUAGUGAGAGUGUACAGCGUCACCCUCCUGGCCCUGGUGACCUCUGACACCUCGUGA